Capronia coronata CBS 617.96 is the source of this 1254-nucleotide messenger RNA. RefSeq lists its product as uncharacterized. The transcript is spliced from 4 exons. Lineage: Eukaryota; Fungi; Ascomycota; Eurotiomycetes; Chaetothyriales; Herpotrichiellaceae. The coding region runs from base 1 to 1254 and encodes 417 amino acids. Gene Ontology annotation, molecular function: protein binding. The record is from RefSeq and is a predicted model, not a curated record. Gene Ontology annotation, cellular component: cytoplasm.
AUGAAUGUCAACAAGAAACUCGACCGCUUCAAACAAUGGGCGGGCGAGCGCAUGGGUGGGGAGGUCAAAACCAAUAUGUCGGACGAAUUCAAGGCCCUCGAGUUGGAAAUGUCUCUGAGGCAAGAAGGAUUGGAGAAAAUGCAAAGAUCCAUGAACGCGUACAUGAAGGCUGUCUCCAAGCGAUCGGAGAUGGAGGGGAAAGAGAAGACGCUCCCGAUUGCAUAUUUGGGAGGUACCAUGAUAUCUCAUGGCGAAGACUUUGAGCCCGACUCAGAGUAUGGGCAAUGUCUCAACAUGUUUGGCCGGACACAAGAAAGACUUGCUCGGGCGCAGGAGACAUACAUCGCCGGUGCCACCUCUUCCUGGUUGGAGUCGCUGGAACGAUCUCUGGUCCAGAUGAAGGAGUAUCAAGCCGCCCGAAAGAGACUUGAGACACGACGGCUAGCCUAUGACACAUCGCUGGCCAAGAUGCAAAAAGCCAAGAAGGAGGACUUCCGUGUCGAAGAAGAACUACGCAACCAGAAGGCCAAAUACGAGGAGUCGGCCGAUGACGUGUUCAGAAGGAUGGAGGACAUCCGUGAUGCCGACCCGGAGAGCGUCGCAGACCUCGGUGCUUUCCUGGAUGCGGAGCUCGCGUACCAUGAUAAAUGCAGAGAAGCACUCUUACAGCUGAAGUCCGAGUGGCCAGCAAGGUCACAGCCACAAUUUCGCGGAGGCCGUCCCACCCCUCGCUCAAGAUCGAACACAGUCCGCUCUUACACACAGUAUGCUGAGCCAGUCGAAGAAGUCACUCCAGUCGAAGUCCGUCCGGCCAUCAAAUCCAAUCGAAUCCCAAGUGGCCGGUUUGGGGAAACUGCAACUCCCGACUAUUCUCCUGGGAUACCAAUACGACCAAACUUUGCUAGGGCCAGCACGGUUGACAGCGCUAGUCUUUUCAGCCGGGAUCUAUCUCCAGGAAACAUGUCGCGGAUGUCUCGAGUACCCAGUGACACUCUGAUGAUCCGCACCACUCGGUCACAGCUCCGGAAUGUAGAGGAGCAGGACGUUUUUGCCGACGACACAGGAUCUUACACGAACAGCAACUCUGACCAUGGCUACGGGGAUCCCUCCGUGUCUCCUGCAACCUCGCAGGGAAGUGGCUCGUCCACGCCGUUGACGGGGAAGAAGAGUGCUGCACCACCUCCUCCGCCGCCGUCUCGAGCUAAAAAACCGCCUCCACCACCGGUCCCAGCCAAAAGAACUGUCCUCACUUGA